UUCUGUUCUAGCUCCUGGUCUGUCAACAGAUCCCUUCGGAACACUUCCAUCGCCGAUAGAGGAUCGGCUCCUUACCCACGAUGCUCGACCAUUUCGGAUUCUCAGUCCACCCCUCGAAAUUCGAAGAGGUCGUGAACUGGUACCUCGCGGCGCUUGCGCCCAUUGGCUAUACCAAGCAAAUGGAGUUCCCUGGGCGCGCUGUCGGUCUAGGAGCCAGCAAAGAGCACGCUCACUUCUGGAUUGGCGCAAAAGAAGACGAAACGUCUUUUGGGUUCCACCUCGCAUUCGCGGCGACGGACCAUGAGACGGUCGACAAGUUCUAUGAAGCUGCGUUGAAGGCUGGUGGGAAGGACAAUGGCAAGCCCGGGAUAAGGGAGAUGUACGGCCCGACCUACUACGGGGCAUUUGUGCUGGACCCUCUGGGGAACAACAUCGAGAUUGUGGACAACACGCCCCGCUAAAAGUCCCUCGCCUUGGUAAUUACGGCCUCGAUGUGAGGGUCGUUGGCUGCUUUUGGGAAGUGAAUGUGGAUAGUGGGGUCGACUUUGUGCUCUACGGAUCUAGACUGAGAGAGGAGGAAGCCUGGGAUCCAAGAUGACCCGAAGCAAGAAAAUCGCAGCGGGGCUCUUAAUGAGCCUACUGGCAUCUAAUGCUCGAGGUCUUUAGAUGUUCCCCAAUUCGUCAG
Trematosphaeria pertusa is the source of this 685-nucleotide messenger RNA. RefSeq lists its product as uncharacterized. Bases 81 to 461 code for a protein of 126 amino acids. The record is from RefSeq and is a predicted model, not a curated record. The transcript is spliced from 2 exons. NCBI's taxonomy places the organism in Eukaryota, Fungi, Ascomycota, Dothideomycetes, Pleosporales, Trematosphaeriaceae.